AUGUCGUCCCCGGCAUCCUUCGCUAUGGACGUGGACGCGUCACAGUCUCCAGCAAAUCCCUUUCUCGACAUACCAACGCGUCCUAUGAGAGACGAGAACACACAGAUCGGUGUUAUCGAAUUACGCACGUGUAUCCGAGCCAUCGUUUCUGCCAGUCCGGAACUCGUGUCGCGUCUAACCCAAGGCGACUUCACCAUCUACGCCUACGACUACUCUGAGUAUGAGACGCCGCUGGUGGGCCAAGGAAUGCUCUCGUCCGUGCUUGCCGCCGCCUCACCCACCCCUAACGCCCCUGCAUAUCAGUCCAAGACGAUGAUCACUGGUCGCGUUUGCAAGAACAUAAUGGGCCUUUUCUCAAACGGUGUCAAGGNNGAGACUUUGGAAGUCAAACUGAGGCUGGUCCCAGUACCCAGGCCCGUCCAGGGUGACUUCCUCAAGAGCAUGGAAAUCUACCGUAACAUCAACCCCGCUAUGUCUGCCGGCUUCGACCCCAACGCCUGGUCUGCUUCCUUCUCACAAUCUGGUCUUUCUCUCGGAGCUCCCUUCGAAGAGGGCCUGACGCCUACACAAAUGAGACCAGAGACGGCGGAUCACGACAUGAUGUCUUAUCAACGUCCCCGACAGGGCUCCAACGCUAGCUUCAAUGGUCAAAACUCCUUCUCCGGUCCGACGCCAUCGUACACUGGACCACCAAGUCGAGUCAACAGCCCCGCCAUGAACCAAUCUGGACCCCAAGCAUACCCUGCCGAGAGCAUACCCCGACCUUCAUCAAGGAUGUCGGUACAGAGUGAUAUACACCAUGAACGCAGAGGAUCUAUGGCUGGACAAGAGCAGUAUCAAGAGGAGGGACCAGCAAGAAAAAGAGUCAAGGUGACACAAGCCGACUGGCGUGGAAAAUCUGCCUUUGGUGGCCCAUCGGAUUCACUGCGCGUCACAGCCAGUACUGCGGCAUCUAUUCGUGUACACAAACCUGUUGCCAUGCGCCCUGGCAUAAUGGGCAACUCGCUGGAACCGCCACCCAGAGUCCCGACGCCCGUCCCACAGAUCAAUCUGCCUGGAUCCCGUACCAAUCCUGGAAGCAUUCUCCGCCGCGAAUCGUCUCUUGCCAGAGUCCAAACAUACAACUCUCCUUACGACCCAACUCCCAACUGCCUUGCUCCUCCUUCCUNNGAUUCGGCUAUGAGCUCUCCCGAAGAUGCUGUGAACGACCACAAUGGCAUCACUCCUACCGAAUUUCCAUCGUCACCGCCUCUUCUCCCUGAGCCUUCUAGUCCAGGGCUGCCAUCGUUCUCUAGACCAGCUGAUUCUGGCUACAUGAGUUCGACAUUUGAAUGUCAUGAUGAUGAUGAGGACCGAUCUGUAUGUGAAGAAGAUAUGCAGAUUGCCGCACAAUACAGGCCUAGAACACAAGCGCCACCUUCUGGACUUUCUUUCAUCGAGCAAACGCCUGGACCUCCAGAGUUGCUGCCCACAAGGAUGCAGAUGUCACACACUGGCAAGAUGGAUGACGCUGCCGCAGCUCAGGCAGAAUUAUCACGCAAGAAGGCCCGCAAUGCUGUAUUGGCUCAGAACUCACGUAGAAAUUCUGUUGCUUUGCCACCCAAACCACAGUCGAACAAGCCGAGUAUGGCUAGAUCAGCCUCAAUGAUUGUCAGAUCCGACGCAGCGUCGCCUGCUCCAACCGAAGUCAAAGCACCUCGUAGUGGCUCUGGAGCACAAAGAAAGAAGAACAUUCAGGACAAGCUUCAGAAAUCGAUCGAAAAUGGUGAGAUGCCACCUUUCUGUGGCCACUGCGGUGCUAUUGAAACGCCAACUUGGCGUCAUCUGUUUGUCAAAAUGGUCGAGGGAUGUCCAGAAGAAGAUAUGGAUCCUUUGGAGAAUGAGACUGUGACCAUCGGGGUGGAGGUUCUCGAGCGGGAUCCUGAAACUCAGAAAUCUAUCAAGUAUCGCAUUAUCAAAUCGAUGCGCAAGACCAAGGAGUCGCAAGAUGCAACGGUGGGCUUCGAUACCAUGCAAGUUUGCAAUCCUUGCGGCCUCUGGUUCAACAAAUUUAGAGUCAUGAGACCUUCUGACAAAUGGGUCAAGAAGCAGCCAACCAAGAGCAAGAAGCAACAGCGCAAGGCCAUGCCACCUGCCGGUCCAUCGGAGCCACAGUCUGAUUAUUUUGUUGAUCAGCCUUCAGCAUUGUACACUGAUGCUGCUCAGCCUGAAGACGAAAGUAAUGGCCGAUCCAGUGAGGAGCGAACGACAGAGGAGUCUGCUCCACCAGUCGAUCGUCCAAGGGCAGCCAGCGUACAGCCUCAGCCGAAGCGUAACGAGAACGAAAAGCAGUGGACUGGUCCUGAACUAGAUGCGGCGUUGCAUCGUGCUAUUCAGAGUAGCCCCGCUCGGUUUGUCGGCUCACAAGAGAGUCCUAUCGAGGUCGAGGCAGAGCUGACACCUAAACCGACACGCCGCUUGCUGUUCCCAUCUCCACGUGAGAGGAACGGUCAGAUGAAGACACUUGAUGACCUGGCUCUUCCAGGUUCCAAGCCUCCAUCCAGCACUAUCAUUGAGAUGGCGUUUGUUGAGGAGCCGAACAAAGAGAAUUGCCCACCUCAAGAUCAAGAGCAUGAUGACCUCGCACAUCUGUUUGAAUGUUCGCCUAAUGUCUUCAAGACGCCUCGCAAGACUCCGGAGAAGAACGUUUCUCAGCAAGACACACUGCUCAAGACUCCGACGCCUUCGCGCUCUUCUCUCAGAACUGUAGCACGCAACACACGUACCCCCAGCGGCAACCAAGGCUCGACAUUCCUGCCCACCUUCAGCUCGGCUGAGGCUAAGAACCUCUUCCCGACAACUCCAUCAAAAUGGGCAAACUUGUCGUCACCGUCUAGAAAUCAGAUGACACCUUUUACUCGUCAGUUGACGCAGCUGUUGAGCGAUGCACAUCACGAAGCGCCAUUCCUCAGUCCUGGCCGUCAAUUUGACUUCUCGGAUGCCAUGCCUACUUUCAUGACCCCUGGAAGAUCUCUCGACUUCAACUUUGACGAGUUCGAUAUUAUGAACGUCGAUAUCGGCGCUGCUGCCACUAGCAAUCCUACUGAUAGCAACGCCAUGAUGGCAGUCACUGAUGCAACGACCGCUCUGCAUGCGACUACAUCUGGGGAGGUCUCUGCUGAAACCGCGAACACUACCGCUACUACCACAUGA
This is a messenger RNA of Aureobasidium musti, 3192 nucleotides long. The record is from the annotation of a GenBank genome assembly. NCBI's taxonomy places the organism in Eukaryota, Fungi, Ascomycota, Dothideomycetes, Dothideales, Saccotheciaceae.